Closterium sp. Yama58-4 is the source of this 837-nucleotide messenger RNA. The record is from the annotation of a GenBank genome assembly. Lineage: Eukaryota; Viridiplantae; Streptophyta; Zygnematophyceae; Desmidiales; Closteriaceae.
AUGAUGCGACUCCGAGGCGCAAUAAUGCGACUCCGAGCCCCUCCUAUUCUGCGGGUGAUACCAUUCCGCACCCCGAGUUUUGCGGUUCUAGCAUCGGCGACUCGGACGGCGGCGCGAAGAACUCGCCUACUCCACCCCGUCCCCACGCCGACAGAAGCAGCGGUGGCGAUACUAUCCGUCGAUCUUCCGUCGCGUCCGCGCACCGCCGAAUCAUGCCGCAUCGAGAGCGGAACCAGGAGCACGGCGACAUCAUCAGCGGCGGGGAUCGGCACGGCGGCGUCCCCCUGGCUUCCGCCAUUGCUUUCCGAAGCCACGCCGCGCAGCCCGCACGCCGCCGCUGGGGACGUCGUUCCGCGGAAGGCGCGCGGGCUGACGUUGCCUAGUCUUGUUGUUCGGGAGAAACCCCCCCGCGGAGCCGGCGGUUUUGCGGCGGUGGUGGCGGUUUCCGCCGCCGUGCGCAGCCCGCACGCGGAAGCUGUUCGGCGGAAAGCCGCGUCGUCGCUCGACAUGGGCGCGGAGUGGCGUGACGAAGCGCUGGUGGCUUCCGCGGAGCGCACGCGCAGCGGACGCCCGGGGGAAGCGCAAGCGACAAGAAAGGCAGCGCAAGCGAGCGUGGAAGCGGCAAGGAAGGCGCAAGCGAAAUCUCAGAUGGCGAAGGCGCAAAAGAUGGGAAGUCAGUCGCGGAAAGCAGCGCCGCCUCCACGGAAAGCAGCGCCGCCUCCGCGGAAAGCAGCGCCGCCUCCGCGGAAAGCAGCGCCGCCGCCGCGGAAAGCAGUGCCGCCGCCGCCAGCAGCAGCGGAUACUCGUCUGACGACAGCAGCGGCGGCAGAGACGUGA